AUGACGGUUUCUGGUAACGAGGCUUCACCUGAGGAGGAUUUGACACUGUUGGAUGAAGAGACUGCAAGAAGGAUAGAAGAAGCUGUUCGAAGAAAUGUCGAGGAGAAGCUUCAGACAGAGGAAGUCAAGUUGGAAAUAGAAAGGCGCAUUGCAGAGGGAUUGAAGAAGAUGUAUGAAGAUGUUGAAGUUCAACUUGAAAAAGAAAAGCAAGAAAUGCUUGCUGAAGCUAGAAGAAAACUAGUAAGUAUUCUGUGCCCUUUGUUGUAUGAAAAGGAUAACCAGUGGAAAAGAGAAGAGCUGGAUAAGAUGCCUGAAGAGAAUAGGAGGAGAGAGGAAGAAUCUCAGGGAAAAGACGCUCUAGAGCUACAGCGGAAGGAGGAAGAACGGCAAAGGGAAUCAGAAAUGAUUCGGAGGCAGAAAGAAGAGUCUGCUCAGAGAGAGAAACUCGAAGAUGAACAACCCGCUUAUCAGAUCAAUUCUAUGGGCAAGAACAAAUCUAGGGCUAACUCAUGUAUGAAUAGUUAA
This is a messenger RNA of Vicia villosa (hairy vetch), 525 nucleotides long. RefSeq lists its product as uncharacterized. Gene Ontology annotation, molecular function: cadherin binding. The coding region runs from base 1 to 525 and encodes 174 amino acids. NCBI's taxonomy places the organism in Eukaryota, Viridiplantae, Streptophyta, Magnoliopsida, Fabales, Fabaceae. The record is from RefSeq and is a predicted model, not a curated record. The transcript is spliced from 5 exons. Gene Ontology annotation, cellular component: mitochondrion; nucleoplasm.